Cicer arietinum (chickpea) is the source of this 889-nucleotide messenger RNA. RefSeq lists its product as uncharacterized. The record is from RefSeq and is a predicted model, not a curated record. Lineage: Eukaryota; Viridiplantae; Streptophyta; Magnoliopsida; Fabales; Fabaceae.
UGUAUUUCUUCCCCCUCUUAUCUCCCUGCCCUUUCCUCCCAACUGUUCAUCAGAUAGACAGUAGAGAGGGGAAGGGAAGCCAAUCAUGGUAGGUUCCUCUUCACUACCAUCUUUCAUUCAUAUCUCCACCUUCUCUGAUAAACUCAGCACCCCCCCUCAUAAGAAGUUUCAGUUUGGAAUAACAAAAAGAUACACACACUUGUCUUGCUCAUUAUCUUCUCCUUCUCCUUCUUACAAUGUUCUUCAAAAAUCACUUCCUUUGGCUGCUUCAAUUGCAAUUCUUCUCUGGUCAACCCCUGCACAUGCUGGAUUCAUGUCAGGAAUAUCAGGACUAGAGUCUAUUCCUGGUCCUCAGCUUCCUCAGAUUGACUUCCUCAGCCGCAUAAAUGAAGAAAACCAGAAGAAAUAUGCUGAAAAUGAUGCAAGAUUUAGAUCAUCUCCCCUGGUGAAGAAACUGCUUGAACAAUCUAAGUUGAAUAAAGAGAAGAAUAGCAAAGAAAUUGAGAACAAGUACUGUUUACGUGGAGCAGAAUGGGGAGUUGGUGAUUGUUCAGCAGAGGGAAUGUCUCCAGAGGACAGGGAGAAAUUCAUAGCAAUGUUGAAAGAGAAGGUUGGAGAAAAGUAACAUGAUGCAACUAGAGCAUAGAGAGAAGAAAAUAUUUCUAAUAUAUUAUUAUGAAAAGGAAAAAUUGCACAAUUUUGGCAUGUAGGGUGCCAUAGCACUAAUGAAGAAACAAUUUUAGCCUCUUGCAAGGUUUCAAAAUUUUGUUCUUGAGCCCUUUCAUUAUACAUGGUUAUUUUAAUGUAUGAUUGUAAAGAAAAAUACUACUUUUAGAUGGUUGUACUUUCUUAUUUUUAGUAUUGAGAAAAAUCUAAGUCCUACACUGAA